Molecule: messenger RNA, 1805 nt
Organism: Helianthus annuus (common sunflower)
Lineage: Eukaryota; Viridiplantae; Streptophyta; Magnoliopsida; Asterales; Asteraceae
Product: probable helicase MAGATAMA 3
Exons: 5
Coding region: 1-1395 (464 amino acids)
Molecular function (GO): helicase activity
Source: RefSeq, a predicted model, not a curated record
AUGUAUCCGCUGCACAUGGAAGUUCAUAUGAUCAAGUUAAUCUUGAUCAGAAUUUCCAACAUAGUUGUGUUCGGGAAUGGUAAAAGAAUGAAAAUCGAUGGUUUUCAAGAACUCAGUCAAGUGUUUCUUGAAAACCGUGUGUCUGUUCUUGCUGAUUGCUUGUCUCCUACUACUGGAUGGAGAAGCAAGGCAGUACAAAUGAUAUAUCUACUGAAAUUCCCAGAAGCUGCAUACGGUUCGUACUUGAAUGAAAUUGAGACCAGGGAUGCUAUGAAGGAACAGGUGAUUAAAAAACAAUUAUCAAUUAAAGAGUUUCUUACAAAAGGAUUCAAUGGUCUUGCAAAAAAACUGACAGAUAUGGUUAGAAACUUAUACACACACAUGCCAACUUCUUUUGUUAGUUUAAAACUAGCAAGGACCAUGAUGACAGUAAUCAGCUUGGUUCAGUCAAUCAGGGAUUCAGUUAUCCAACCGUUUUCCGUUUCUGAACAAACAGAGAUAACUUUCACGGAGUUUAUGGUCAUAAAGGAUUUCCUUCAAACAGUUAAGGAAGUCCUUGGUGAAACUGUUUCUUUCCCUAAAUUAUCAGAUGAUCAAGAAACUGGUAAUUUUUGUUUGAGAAAUGCAUGUUUGGUGUUCUGCACUGCCACGAGCUCUAGUAGAUUGCACACCCUUAAUCAGAAUAACAUUGAAUUAUUGGUAGUUGAUGAAGCUGCUCAACUUAGAGAAUGUGAAUCUGUUAUCCCUUUGCAACUCUCUCGUCUUCGUGAUGUUAUACUCGUUGGAGAUGAGUUACAACUCCCUGCUAUGGUUAAAAGCGAGAUAUGUAAAGAAAAACACUUUGGAAGGAGUUUAUUUGAAAGAUUAGUGUCGCUAGAACACACGAGACACUUGCUAAAUGUCCAGUACAGAAUGCAUCCCGAUAUAAGCUUGUUUCCAAACGAAGAAAUCUAUGGUGGUAAGCUACUAAAUGGUCCAAAUGUGGAAGAAAACAGCUACAAAAAACAGUUUCUUGAAGGAGACAUGUUUGGGUCAUACUCCUUUAUACAUUUAGCCCAAGGGAAAGUCGAGUUUGAUGGAUAUAGUAGGAAAAACAUGGUGGAAGUUGCUGUCGUUGUUGAGCUGCUUGCGAAACUUCAUAAAGAAUCUGUGAAGAAUAAACAAAAGAUUAGCGUCGGUUGCAUUGCACCGUACAAAGCUCAAGUUACUGCAAUACAAAAGAAACUUGGGGACAUGUAUCAAACUGGAGAAGACUUUUCUGUGAAGGUUGGAACUGUUGAUGGAUUCCAAGGUUGUGAAGAAGACAUGAUAAUUAUAUCAACCGUGACUGGCGUCAGGAGUGAUUCGAUUGGUUUCCUUGGUACGCGUCAAAGAGCGAAUGUGGCUCUAACCUGAGCAAGGCAUUGUCUGUGGAUAUUGGGAAAUGGAGACACUUUGAAGUCUAGCAGUGAAAUCUGGGAGCGUUUGGUGGACAAUGCGAAGGUUCGUUGCUGUUACCACGUGGGCCACGAGGACAAGUAUUUGGGCAGACUGAUCACAAAUACCUUAGAAGAGCACGAUGAUGGGAAUUUUGAGAAUGGGUGGUUAUCAAAUCAAAUUGCGGCUAUGAGUUUAACAAAAGGGGUAGGAUCUUCAUCUUCAUCAUCAUCGUUGUCGUCAUCAAGGUUCAGCCAAAACUAUAGGAAAUGGUAAUUUGUAUGAAAAUGUUACGAGACUUGUAAGAACUAUUUUAAACCAAGCUCAUAAGCUGGUACAUAUGUAUUUAUAUGGUCAUUGAUAUAAUGUGCUUAAAGUUAUAUUUAUGU